This is a messenger RNA of Scedosporium apiospermum, 1242 nucleotides long. RefSeq lists its product as uncharacterized. NCBI's taxonomy places the organism in Eukaryota, Fungi, Ascomycota, Sordariomycetes, Microascales, Microascaceae. Bases 1 to 1242 code for a protein of 413 amino acids. The record is from RefSeq and is a predicted model, not a curated record. Gene Ontology annotation, molecular function: protein binding. The transcript is spliced from 2 exons.
AUGGAGCAGAGCAGUGGUGAAGGGAGUCUCAUCUCCUCCAAGACCUCGUGCAUUCUCGAUCUCCCACCGAGUUGUAUAGAAUUUUGCCCCGCGCAUCUGGGCUAUUUUGUGGUGGGGACGUACAACUUGGAAAAGAGAGAGGAUGAACAAACUGAGACGCAAACCGGUGACGACGACGAAGAUGAUCAUCAAGAGGCAGCAGCAUCCAAAGCACCGCAGAGCCGAAAUGGCAGUCUCAUAAUCUUCCGGUUAGAAGAAGGCCAGCUACAUCUUAUUCAGACAGUCUCCCGCCCCUCGGCCAUCUUAGACCUGCACUUUCAGGCUCUUAGCGGCUAUCAAGAUAUCGUCGCUGUCGUCUCUAGCACGGGAACUAUCUCCGUUUUCCGUCUAGAUCCUGGCCGCUCCGCUUCGGAGCCCUUGCAGGCUCUCUCGACUAGCCGGAUACCUGAUAUAGACGAGGAUGUCUUGUUCUUGUCCUUUACUUGGCACCCAUCCUCACCGGAUCUUCUCGCAAUCACAACCUCUACAGGUGAAUUGAGGUUGGUACGUCUUGAUCUUACGACCUUUGAGAUUCGCGCAUCUCAGAUUCUCCCAGUUGCGAACUCUCUCGAAUGCUGGUGCGUUGCAUUAAGCCCACCUACGUCCCGUGAGGAUGAGGAGCAAACUGCUGUUUUAUACUCUGGCGGUGACGACUCCGUACUUCGGUAUAUAUCACUGUCUAUGCCGCCCGAUAUUGAUGACUCUGUCUUGGUCGAUGUUCCCUAUCCUCCGGCGGUAAUGAAGAAAGACCAUGAGGCCGGUGUUACCGCAAUACUCCCUCUUCCUCUAUAUUUGGAGGAUGGUUCGCGGAUUGUCAUGACGGGAAGCUACGACGAGAACCUAAGGAUCUUUGCGAUGCAAGACCCGCAAACCACCUUCGGCUUAAAGCGGACAAGACUUCUGGCGGAUCAUGGCCUGGGAGGCGGUGUCUGGAGGCUCAAGGUCAUAAAAAUCGAUAAGAUUCGCGGAUCUGAGCCAAGUUGGAAGAUUCGCCUUCUGGCAUCAUGCAUGCAUGCUGGCACAAGGAUAGUUGAUGUGUCAAUAUCCCACGAUGGGACAGCUUCGGUCGAGGUUCUUUACCGGUUCGAAGAACAUAAGUCGAUGAAUUAUGGCAGUGAUUGGAUACAAGCUGUUGAUGAGAGAGGGAUUAAUGUUGUUUCAACCAGCUUCUAUGAUAGGCUUCUUUGUCUGUGGCAGGCUUGA